UGUGGCUCUUCCUCUCUUUUUGUUUAAACCAGCAUCAUCUGAGGUAAUUGUCAAUAGAGGAUCAUAUAAACAAGAAGGCAUACCAAUAUCAGUAAUGGAAUCAGGUGGGGAAGACAUGAUCUUUCUUAACCAAGGCCAACAUCGAUUUUAAUACCCGCGACCUUUUUUUUUUUAAUUUGUUUGCCCUGAAGAGAGACUCCUCUUUUUCUGUUUCAAAAUGAAGUGGUUAAAGAGUAGGUUGAUACCGUUUAUCUUUACUGCUAUUGGCAUCUCGCUUGUUUUGUUGUCUUUUCAAACAUUCUUUACCAUCUCAAAACCAUCGGCUCGAGUGACUCGAGAUGCACCUGUCAAAGCGUGUAUCGUAGUGCUUGUACGUAAUAGUGAGCUCAACGGUAUCUUGUCUACCAUGCAUCAACUCGAAAAGACCUACAAUAGUAAAUUCAACUACCCUUAUGUCUUUUUGAACGACGAUGACUUUACAGAUGAAUUCAAACAACAAACUUCGGCUAUCACUAACGCAGAAACAAAAUAUGGCAAAUUAGACCAUCAAAUGUGGGGAUAUCCUUCAUUUAUCAACCAAACGUAUGCUGCUGAAACAAGAGCAGAGAUGGCGCGUAUGAAUAUUCCUUAUGCUGAAAGUGAAUCAUAUCGUCAUAUGUGCAGAUUCCAAAGUGGCUUCUUUUUUAGACACCCUUUGUUGGAUGAAUAUGAUUAUUAUUGGCGUAUUGAACCUGAUGUAGACUAUACUUGUGAUAUUGACUAUGAUGUCUUUAAGUUUAUGCGGGACAACGAUAAGAAAUAUGGAUUUACAAUUGCUUUUAGAGAGUACAUUCAAACAGUUCCUUCUCUUUGGCAAACUGUCAUGAAUUUCAAAAAAGAUUAUCCUGAUGUAGCAGCACGCUGGCCAUCCAACAAAGAAUCUUUGUUUGAUUUUGUCACCAGUGAUGGUGGACAAUCGUACAACGGCUGUCAUUUCUGGACCAAUUUUGAGAUUGCUUCUCUUGAACUAUGGCGUAGUAAUGAUUAUCUCAAACUGUUUAGUUAUCUUGACCAGGCAGGUGGGUUCUUUUAUGAACGAUGGGGAGAUGCACCUGUGCAUAGUAUUGCUGCUGCUUUGAUGUUGAAAAAGGAUGAAUUUCAUUUCUUUAAUGAUGUGGGCUAUCGACACACAGCUUAUACGCACUGUCCUUCUCAACCUGAAUAUCGCUCGAAAUGCUCAUGCGAUCCCAAAAUUAGUUUAGACCUGACAGACCCUAUGUCUUGUUUACCUGAAUAUAAUGCAGCUAUGAAAUAAAGAACUUAGCAAGUGGCGCAACAAUGGUC
This is a messenger RNA of Gilbertella persicaria, 1323 nucleotides long. Its product is annotated as nucleotide-diphospho-sugar transferase. Lineage: Eukaryota; Fungi; Mucoromycota; Mucoromycetes; Mucorales; Choanephoraceae. Gene Ontology annotation, molecular function: alpha-1,2-mannosyltransferase activity. The record is from RefSeq and is a predicted model, not a curated record. Bases 218 to 1294 code for a protein of 358 amino acids. Gene Ontology annotation, cellular component: Golgi apparatus; membrane. The transcript has 5 exons. Gene Ontology annotation, biological process: protein N-linked glycosylation; cell wall mannoprotein biosynthetic process.